This is a messenger RNA of Nelumbo nucifera (sacred lotus), 2324 nucleotides long. RefSeq names its product biotin F (gene BIOF). Gene Ontology annotation, biological process: biotin biosynthetic process. Gene Ontology annotation, molecular function: pyridoxal phosphate binding. Lineage: Eukaryota; Viridiplantae; Streptophyta; Magnoliopsida; Proteales; Nelumbonaceae. The record is from RefSeq and is a predicted model, not a curated record.
AACCAGAUCUUUAACAAGGGCACGUCUUCCAUGUUAAAGUAGCAAGAAAAUAGGGGGCGUGGGCCUUAUCCAUCCCGAAAGCCGAAAGGAGCAUUUCUCUUCUGCCUGCACACGUCACACAAAAGGCUUUCAAGUUCAACUGUGGAUCUGGCUUUCCGUUUUCCUUGUGCUUUUCUUUCAAAUGCUUCAUCGAUUUCUUCGCCUAUCCCGCUACAUUUCAUUUCCAUAUAAUGCCAAACAUUCACUCAACAACGACCAGUUGUACGAAACGAGCACCGCGUGGAUUUUAGAUAUGCUGAAGUAGGUUGGACUGUAGGAGUAGGACCAAGAAGAGGCGGUCGAGGGGUUUGGUGUUCAAUACUCCAAGGUUCAAGCCGGUAUAUAUGCUGUAAUGCUGAAACGGGAGUUGGCUUCAUUGAGUUCUCUCCGUCUCCAAAAGAUUCAAUAAUGGGUUGAAAUAACUAGUCACACCAACUUCCAAUUCGACGGACAUCAGCGGUAACCCCUCUCUCUCUCUCUCUCUCUCUCUCUCUCUCUAGUCAGUUCCAAGUCUGUCCGUUACUCAGCGGUUGGGCCAAAGUCCAACAGUGAAACACUUCUUUCAUCUUUGUUUGCGCGCGCGCUCAUCAUCUAUUUGUGAAAUGGAGAGUUCGUGGGACAACUGGGUCGAGGAGGCUCUAUCGAGAUUGGAGUCUCUAAAGCUCCUACGAUCUCUCCGACCCAUUUCACUGUCGAGGGAAGAAGUGAAGCCCACCGAGGUGGAAUCGAGGAACUUCGUGAAUUUUGGGGAGUUUGAGACUUUUGAUGGGUUGCGGUCGUGGGAUCGAUCGUCGGUGGAGGUUGAGAUUGCAGAGCCUACAUUUCAGAAAUGGGUGAACGACGUCCCCAGUUCCGGAGAUGAGAUCAUAAAUAGAGAUGGAGUGGUUGAUGGACACUUAGGUGUUAGCCCCCAGCAGUUCAGGAAGUUACUGCUCUUCUCAGGAAAUGACUACCUGGGCUUGAGUUCUCAUCCAACAAUCCGAAAGGCUGCUAUUCAUGCAGCCCAAGAAUAUGGAAUGGGUCCAAGAGGUUCUGCUUUAAUCUGUGGGUAUACCAAUUAUCACAGUAUACUAGAGUCAUGCUUGUCAGAUUUGAAGAAAAAAGAGGAUUGCUUACUUUGCCCAACAGGCUUUGCAGCCAAUAUGGCCGUAAUGGUAACAAUUGGAAGUAUUGGAUCCCUCUUAUCUGCAGGCAGGAAACCACUGAAGGAUGAGAAAGUAGCCAUAUUUUCAGAUGCUCUGAAUCAUGCCUCAAUAAUUGAUGGUAUCCGUCUCGCUGAGCGUCAUCAAGAAGUAGAGGUCUUUGUAUAUAAACAUUGUGACAUGUCUCACCUUAAUGCUUUGUUGACAAGUUGCACAAUGAAGAAGAAAGUUGUUGUAAGUGAUAGCUUGUUUAGUAUGGAUGGAGAUUUUGCACCACUUGACAAGCUUGCUGGGCUUCGCAGGAAGCAUAGAUUUUUGUUGGUUAUUGAUGAUGCCCAUGGAACAUUUGUUUGCGGCAAGAAUGGUGGGGGCGUGGCAGAAGAGUAUGGUUGUGAAAAUGAUGUUGACAUAUGCAUAGGCACACUGAGCAAGGCUGCAGGUUGCCAUGGUGGAUUUGUGGCUUGCAGCAAAAAGUGGAAGCAGCUUUUACAAUCAAGAGGUCGCUCAUUCAUAUUUUCAACUGCUUCACCAGUGCCUGUUGUUGCUGCUGCACAUGCUGCUGUUAUUGUGGCCAAAAACGAGACAUGGCGUAGAAGGGCAAUUUGGAAGCGGGUGCAGGAGUUCUAUGCUCUGACAGGAAUCCCCAUCACAAGUCCCAUAAUUUCUCUUAUUGUUGGUAGUGAAGAAAAGGCUCUUCAUGCCAGCAGGCAUUUGCUAAGAGCUGGUUUCCAUGUAACAGCAAUCAGACCCCCCACAGUGCCUCCCAACUCAUGCAGGCUACGGAUAACCCUGAGUGCAGUACACACCAUAGAUGAUUUGAAGAAGCUUGCAGCAGCUCUUUCCCUUUGCAUCAACUUCCCAGACAUUGAUAAGAAUUCGAUUACAUAUUCAAAGCUCUAAGGUUUUGAUGUUUGGAGUUUGAUUUACAAACUCCACGGAACAGGAUUGACUCACGAAACUGACAUUGAUAAUUAGCUUUACUGGGUUAAACUUGUGGUUGAACUUGUAGUAGUAUGAGAAAUAAAACUUCCCCAAAACAGGUUGAUCGACUUGCUUAGACGACCACUGCUCCCUUAUCCCAACUGUAUGAUAUGGGGGCUCAUUCAUAGUUCAGACAGAGAAAGACCUUGAAUUCUGAUGUUA